AUGAAUCAAGAGGGCUACUUCAACUCCUUGAUUUCAAAUACAAGAAUAGGAGACAAAAGCAAUGCCUCUGAAUCAUUGCACUCCAGCCCGCUUCACAGCUCUUCCAUUUACCAUCAGCAAGGCAACCUAGGUAGCUCCAUGGAUUCAAGCUCGAGUUUUUUCCAAUACCAAAAUAUGAACCACUCCGGAGCAAUCAUCAACCCGCUACUGAAGACACUGGAAUUCAUUGGCGCUAAGAGUCCAGAUACGCCUAGCGCUGCCUCUGUCAUGUACAAGUUACGAAAACUGAUCAAUGCCGAGAAGAAGGUUCUGAAAAGAAGGCACGAAUUUUUGAGCGGUGUUUCUCAUUGGGUAAAUGUAUUGAAUAACCCUGAGAACAAACGCUUGUUGGUUGAAUUUAGUCGGAUAGCAGAGUUGCAAGGCAGACUUGAUGAGGAAAUGAUCAGAAAGAAGGAAAAUAUUAAUCUGCAGUUAUACCAUGUGUCUCAGAGAGAAUCAAAAUCCGCAGAACUCAAGCUCAAAAGAGCAAGAACUUUCAAGCAACUUAGAGAUCAGGAGCGCAAAAUUGGCGAUAAUCACAAUACCUGUUUGUCGAGAGAGGCAUUGGAAGAGCUAAACAUCUCCAUUGAAGUAGUCGAUGAGCAGCUGAUCAAAUCCAUCAACACUUCAUUGCAAGGCUCUUUGGUAGACUACGUCCUAAGUAUGCAAAGUGUCUCUACCGAUAUCAAAGAUGGUUGCAAUGAAUUUUUUGAAUAUCUGAAUGCCGAUUCUAUUUACAAUUGUCGCAAAAGUUACUUAUUGGACGACUCAUCUGAUAAGAUCCAGUAUCUUGGCUCGAGAGAAACAUCGGAAAAUAAGGAGAACCAAUACAAGGGCCGACCAGAAAGUGUCAAGCCUGCUGGAAGCAAGAAGAAAAAAUACAUGAGUUUGGUCAACCCGACUGGUCCAACUGAAGUUCGAGCAAGCACUGAACACUUGACUGGCCAUGAGCUAAAAGAAGAACUGGGGACGUUACAAACUCAGCCUCUUAAAUGUCCAGAUUGUGGGUGCCAGCUCAAAAAUGAACACACCCAACAUUCAAGUGUGUGCUCCUAUUCUAAACAGGGCUUAAACGAUCCACCUGGGUCCUCCCAAAGUCUUGCUAUGCCGGGAAGGCUAGGGAUCCGCAUACCUAGCGUUUUGAAGUCUCGGGCAGGUGAAGGAUGGUAG
Messenger RNA from Ogataea haglerorum, 1209 nucleotides. RefSeq lists its product as uncharacterized. The transcript has a single exon. The record is from RefSeq and is a predicted model, not a curated record. The coding region runs from base 1 to 1209 and encodes 402 amino acids. Lineage: Eukaryota; Fungi; Ascomycota; Pichiomycetes; Pichiales; Pichiaceae.